AUGCGGCGAUUCUUGGCGCGCGCCAGAGCGCCGCCGCGCGACGCGGGGCCCGAUGCCAGCGACGGGCGAGGCUUGGGAGCCGCAGAGGAGUGCGAGAGAGAGGAUGCCACCUACCCAUCGUACGCGGAAGUACGCCACACCCCGCCACCUGCCACGCCAUGGCACCGCGACGCCAAAGGCGAGGGCCUGCCGAGCCUCUUGCCGGGUGUGCGCCCCAAAAAAAGCGAGCAUGUGGGUCGGCCUCGCAGGCACCGGCCGCCCUUUGCGAUCCGGCGCCGCAUACCCGCCGUCGACCUCGGCGCUGACCUGCACCAGCUCGAGCUGAACGACGCGCCGCUCCCUCCGACGCGAUGUGCAAGCGAGGAGGCCGUGCCCGCCUACCUGGCCGAGUUCUUCCACGCCGAGCCGACAGACGCCGACUGGGAGUGCGUGCACGAGCUGGGCGAGCUCGUCAACCAGUCGCCAGCGCACAGCAAGGCGGCGCUGCGUGCGCUACAGCAUGAGCUCAGAGGGCCCAUGGUGGCCGCGCAGUGCCGCGCGGUGCGCACGUGGGGCGUGUGGUCGAUGCAUGCAGGGCGGUACUUUGCCGAGGUCGCCACGAACACACAGCUGCUUGCUCAGCUCGAAGACAUUCUUACGAAUCCCCUCACAUACCCCGCCCUCCGGUCCGACGCGCUCCUCGUCGUGGGCGCGCUGGCCUCGCGCUCGCGGCAGAACGACCGGCUCCACAAGGUCGCCCGCCUCUGGGCGCGCACGCGGCCCAGCACGAGUCCUGAGCACGGCGUACCGCUCUCUGCGCCGCUCUUCUGCGAUGGGGCGCCGUCGGAGGCGGGCGACGACCCGUACGGGGAGCCUGUCGUCCCUUCCCCGCCCUCCCCGCCACUCCUGCCCGCGCAGGACCCUGCCUCUAUACCCCCGCGCACGGUGCACGUGCCCGACUCGCUCUCGCCUGGCCUGCCGCUACCCCAUGCCGUGCCUGCGUCGCUCACGCCCAGUCACUCGUCGCAUGGUUCAUGUCGGGCCGACAUGGACGGGGAGCGCCGGGCGUUGGUGGAGCAAAAGUGCCACACGGCCAAGAUGAACGCGGCGCUCCUCACCGAGCUCGUGGAGAGCGGCGAGGACGACGCGGCGCUGCUGGACGAGAUUCACGCCAAGAUCCAGGAGGCGCAGUGCGAGCUGGAGCCGCACCUGGCGUGGGCCUCGGAGCGCGCGAGCACCUUGGAGGGCGCGGCAUUGUGCGUCGCUGAGGAGCUGCUACAUACGAUACUCAGCGCACUCAGCAGUGCGAAUGAGGCGCUUGCGCUGCGCGACACGCAGAGUGGUGCGGCGUGUAUCCACGGCGACUCGUUCGAUGCGUCGGAAGACGAGGGCGUGCCUGCCCAGCCCAGUGCCAAGGCACUGGGCAAGCGCCGCGCACUCGACGAGCCAUGCAAGCCGCCGCUCCCUCCGCUGCCCGACUCGUAG
This is a messenger RNA of Malassezia sympodialis ATCC 42132, 1464 nucleotides long. RefSeq lists its product as uncharacterized. Lineage: Eukaryota; Fungi; Basidiomycota; Malasseziomycetes; Malasseziales; Malasseziaceae. The record is from RefSeq and is a predicted model, not a curated record. Gene Ontology annotation, cellular component: actin cortical patch. Gene Ontology annotation, biological process: actin filament organization; endocytosis; actin cortical patch localization.